GGCGAUAGAUAUCCAUAAAUGAAUUUUCAAUGGUCAUUCAAAUUGAGUUUUAUUUUUGUUCUGAGCUGUGAGACGUAGUUAGCCCUGAUUUUCCAUGAUCCAGAAGACAAUUGUCAUGAUCUGAUGUUGUUCCUAUAUUUUCGAAUACCGAUUGUCUGGUGAAUUCGUGUUGUCAUGAGUGUUGAAUCAUCGAAGUCUGAAUAUUAGGUUAUUUCAAUUUUUAAUUUGCCAUAAUUACCGAUAAAAAAUUAGAGAAAUGUCGAGUAAUCAGGAGAUACACCCUCUUCCGAGGGACUUAAUGCCCGAUGCUUGGUUCAACGACGAGAGGAUGAACUCGAUGUUCGCAGAAUUCAGGAAUCGCUCGGUGAAUCCCCAGGACUGGGACUCGAAGUUCAAGUUCUGGGAUUCUCUGCUGGUUAAUUAUCUGGGAUACAAUGCGCAGGUGACAUUCUCAGUUUUUCAGUUGUCCACCAUCUUCAAGAGGAAGGGAAGGACACCGUUGUGCCUGUCAACAGUCGUAGAAGAGCUUUAUCAAAAAAGCGAAAUCAUCACCCUGGACUCGUUUUUGGAAGCGCAGAAUGCAACGUGGGGCUCAUGGGCAGUGAAUACAAUGGUCAAGAGGCCGAUGGUGUGGUCCUUCUCAAAAUUGAAGAACUACUUCAUCCCGAACGUCUCGAAUCCAGAUAUAAAAUACAUCCACAUUCCCACAAUCAAAGAAUUAUCUGAGGUGAUCCUAAGUUUAUCGAAUGUCGAGAAGGAUCUGAUACUCUCAGUGCCAGAGAUAACGAAUAAAUGUUCCGAGAAGACAAAAAGUAAAAACAUUACCGAAGAGAAUGUCAAAUUGGCACUGCUGUGGCUGGGGCGGUUGAAGAAAGGAGGCCUGGGGGUGCCCCAUCAUCACGAGAAAUGGGAGUGCCUCCUGAAAAUAUCUCCAAUGGGUGUCAGUAAUUUGUCAGAGGCUGAGGAGGGCCUCUUCAAGCUGAAGGACAGCGAGCGAUUACUCCUGGAGAAAAUUGAGAGCCUGGAGAAGGAGAGGAAUGCCCUUCUGGUGAAGGCUAAGGGAUCCCUCGACAGUGGACUCAAGGAGCUCGCAAAAACGUACGUCAGGAAGAAGAGAGAGCUCGAUAAGAGGAUUGAAAAGCAUGCUGGCACCCUCCACAAUCUCCACACUCUGAUAUCAAGUAUUCAUGAUGCUAGAUCGAAUAAUGAGGUGUUGGAGGCUUACAGAAAGGGCAGGGACAUCCUCAAGGGCUUCGAGAAAUCUGGGCUCAAUGAAAUCACGGCCAGGGACACCAUGGACGAUAUGAUUGAAGCCGUCGGAGAAGUCCAUGAUGUCCAAUCAACUCUAUCUGAAAACCUGAAAAUCAAUGACUCUGACCUUGAGCUUGAACAGGAGCUCAAUGAUCUCCUCAACUCGAGCUCGAACGACAAAUCGUUCCCAAAUGUUCCAGAUGCGGAGCUGCCAGACCUGGAGAAAGAGCUGCACUCACUUCUUCUUGAGGACGUUCCACCACCACCGACGUCCAUCCCAAAUUCUUCGAGACCACGAGCGGAAAUCUCAAAGAUUUCCUAGGAAGAAUUGAUGCGGGAGGAAAAUCAAGUGAUAGACCGUACGUUUAGGACAUAUUUUUAAUGAUUGUCAAUAUUUUUAUCUAUUUAACUGUGUGAUGAUCAAGGAGUGAAAAUAUAAUUAGAUUUUUUGCAAAGAAA
Molecule: messenger RNA, 1710 nt
Organism: Fopius arisanus
Lineage: Eukaryota; Metazoa; Arthropoda; Insecta; Hymenoptera; Braconidae
Product: charged multivesicular body protein 7
Exons: 4
Coding region: 257-1573 (438 amino acids)
Biological process (GO): vesicle budding from membrane; late endosome to vacuole transport via multivesicular body sorting pathway
Cellular component (GO): ESCRT III complex; multivesicular body
Source: RefSeq, a predicted model, not a curated record